This is a messenger RNA of Mixia osmundae IAM 14324, 3078 nucleotides long. RefSeq lists its product as uncharacterized. Gene Ontology annotation, molecular function: flavin adenine dinucleotide binding; sulfite reductase (NADPH) activity; FMN binding. NCBI's taxonomy places the organism in Eukaryota, Fungi, Basidiomycota, Mixiomycetes, Mixiales, Mixiaceae. The record is from RefSeq and is a predicted model, not a curated record. The transcript is spliced from 5 exons. Bases 1 to 3078 code for a protein of 1025 amino acids. Gene Ontology annotation, cellular component: cytosol.
AUGACAACGACAGCUCUAGAAUGCCUCUACAGGAGAGCCUUGGAGCACUCACAGGCAGUUUUUGUACACGAUGCCGGAGCCCUUGAUCUGCCAAAAGUAGAUGCAAAGGCAAGCAAAGCCCCCAUCUUUGACAUCCAGUCUCGGCCAGGAGCAGGAUCGACUUUGCUGGGCUAUCUUGCCGAUGUCGUCGCUUCGUCAGACAGUACCUCACAGCUUCCAGUGACUAUCAUUGCGAGCCCGGCUGCAUUUGAGCUCCUCGUGCCUGCUCUGACCUCGCUCGAUCAACUUCACCACCGUCCCCGACUCUCUCUCAUCAUUUUAGCGGCAGCGCCUGGCCUUCAGUCAGGUACGCUGGCUUUGACGACUGGCGCCGAUGCUAUUGGUCGUGCUAUACAGCAUCUCUUCGACUCGGGCUCGGACGAAGAGUUCGAGAUCAGAUUCAGUGGCGGCAGUGGACAAGGUGCUAGCGAGCUCUUGCUCGAUGCUGCUGCCAAUGAGAAGCUCCUAGCAGAGGGCAAAGAUGUCAUUCACAUCAUCGAGGCACUCUCUGCUGCUCGCGAAUGGGGUCAUUACCAGCUGCCCACCGGACCAGGCGUCGCAACGCCAGCUGCUACGAAUUAUAUUGGCCCGCAGGAGCCAGAGACUGUGCUCGUCUUGCCGUCAUCGCUCGACAGUGCACUUGCGAUUGGAGCGUGGUACUCGGCACAGCAGUCAUCCGUACAGAUGAAGCUCGGCGUCUUCGUUGUUGCUCAGAUCCGACCCUGGCCGAUAGCUGCCUUGAAAGAUUUACCUUUUGCGAGAGCACGCGUAGUGCAUGUCAUCUCGUCCGGUAGAGACGACCAGUGGCUGCUUCGCGAAUUAUCGAGCUUGCUGCCUCAUGCCGGCAGCAGCAAAGGAUCUGCACCGUCGAUUCAGCCUCUCGUGCUUGGCGCUACAGAAAGACCUACUUUGGCAAUUUAUGCAAGUCUGCUGGCCACUCUAGCCAGCGCUGGAACGCCUAAUAUCGCUUUCGACGAGCUCACAAAGGUCAAAGUUGGCCUCGCUUCGCUCGCCGCAGUUCCCUCAUCAGCCCACGUCGGCGCGACCAAGCUCAUCACAUUCUGGGAUACUGACGCUGGACCUCUGGCUGCUCUGCCCCGCAUGCUCGCACAGAGUGUGCAUGAUGAGGGCAUGAAUGCUCGUCUCGUGCAGGGCAUCGAUCGCUUUGCAGGCAAGGAAGCCGGGCGGGGUGUAUCGAAUGCUCAGAUGCUUCUGUCUCCUGGCGGUCAGGCCAUCAGCAAAUGGCAGCCUGGCGACGUGAUUUCUCAUCCGCUCGACGCAGUCGCUGAUUCGACUCCUCCAUCCUUCGUCAUGCUUGCUUCGCCUCAGUCUAUAUUGGGCACUUAUUCUGCUUUUGAGCAAGUAGGACCCCAUACACAGGUCCUUUGCUGCAGCUCAUGGAGCGCUGACGACUUCAGAGAGAAGCUCAACAAUUUCAACAAGUCCAAGCUGGCCGAUCGGCCCACUGGCAGUCUCUGGAGCCUUCAUGUCGAUGGUAUCGCAAAGUCACUCGGCGCACAUGCCGUUCAUGUCGCAUAUGCUGCUUUCUGGAUCAUGUUCCUGCGCGCUCCAGGAGGUCACAAGGCAGAUGCAGGUGCCAACGUCACGUCGAGCGUAGCUCAGCUAUUGCGGUCUCUGCGUGUCGAUGGCGACGUAGAGCAGCUCGUACAAAGCGUACGCGAUGGCAUACAGCUCAUCGAGCUCCCCAAGGAAGGUGAAGGACAGCCUGCUGCUCCUGCCGAAGUGGACCAGGCAUCGCCAGAGUCUCUAGCCCCGCUGCCAGGCCGUCUGAGUGUCGACUCGUUCGAGCCUAGCUCAGCUCGCGUCUUUCCCGAGCCUCAGCCGGAGUCGCAGAUCAAGCCGCGCGAAGCUGCCAAGCGACUCAUCUUCCCAGAGCUAUAUCAGACCGUCAAGAGCGAGCGACCCGAUCUGUCGGAAGACAACUUCUUGCUGACCGUCACGGAAAACAGACGACUCACACCGCUCGACUAUGAUCGCAAUGUCUUCCACAUUGAGUUUUCGACCAAAGGAACAGGUCUCAAAUACGCCGUUGGCGAAGCUCUGGGCGUGCACGGCUGGAAUGAUCCGGACGAAGUGGCCGAGUUUCUUGAGUGGUAUAAUCUCAAUCCUGAUCAGAUUGUCGAUUGCCCGAGCGCGACCAAGCCGGGCACAGUCGAGCAACGCACUGUCUACCAAGCAUUCAUGCAAAACUUGGACAUCUUCGGCAAGCCGCCCAAGUCGUUCUAUGAGGCGCUGUCAACUAAGGCAUCCGACCUUGCUGAGGCUCGUCACUUGCGCUUCAUUGCGUCGGCCGAGGGCUCGUCGACAUUCAAAAAAUGGUCAGAGCUCGAGACUGUGACCUACGCCGAUGUUCUCAAAGCGUUUCCGAGCGCGAUGAAGAACGUCGGCCUGAUCGAUCUGCUUCGCGAAGUCUCGCCCAUCAAGCCUCGUCAUUACAGUAUUGCGAGCAGCCAGAACUUUGUUGGCGAGUCAGUACAUCUGCUCGUCGUCACUGUCGACUGGGCCACUCCCAAAGGCGUCACGCGGUACGGGCAAUGCACGCGCUACCUCGCUGCUCUACCCGUAGGCGCCAAGCUCCCGCCUCUCGACACCCAGCCCAUCAUCAUGGCCGGCCUCGGUACAGGAGCUGCACCUUUCCGUGCCUUCAUUCAAGAGCGAGCAUGGCAGAAGUCCCAAGGUAUCGAGGUCGGCGAGCUGCUGUACUACUUUGGCUCCCGCGAGGAACUCGAGGCCUACUUGCAGGAUGGCGUCGUCACCCGGCUCGGAUUGGCGUUCUCUCGCGAUACGAGCAAGAAGGUCUACAUCCAGCACAAGAUGGUCGAAGAUGGCUCGCAGAUCGCGGAUCUCUUGGUCAACAAGAAGGCGCUCUUCACUCUCUGCGGUCCGACAUGGCCCGUACCCGAUGUUUAUGAAGCGCUGUGCAACGCGCUGGUGACAAAGGGCAAGUCACUCGAGGAGGCACAGGCCUAUAUCGAAGAGCUCAAGGAGGACGAGCGCUACGUGCUAGAGGUCUACUAG